Molecule: messenger RNA, 930 nt
Organism: Alternaria viburni
Lineage: Eukaryota; Fungi; Ascomycota; Dothideomycetes; Pleosporales; Pleosporaceae
Exons: 1
Coding region: 1-930 (309 amino acids)
Source: RefSeq, a predicted model, not a curated record
AUGACGAACGCGCAAUCCCGACCCCUGGGGUUCCUCGACUUGCCUGCUGAAUUGCGACUGAUGGUGUAUGAGCUCCUGCCGAACCGUACCACUCGUACUCGAUAUGUGAAGCGCAGCAGCGACGGAACAACUGAGAGCAGCUUCACCCUCAUUAAUCAUGAACCGCCGACUGCCAUUCUUACUACAUGUAAGACAGUCCACAACGAAGCUGCAGCUGUCAUCCGUAAGACCACACAGCAGCUUCUACCUGGAGGAGUGAUCGAGCAGCCUCCUUUUGUCGCUGGCACUGCGCCCAAGAUCGAAACCGAAAUCUCCGCUCUGCCUAUUCUUGGUGCGCCGAAGGGAAUCAUCAAGACAGUCAUCGCCUGGUCUUCUUGCAUUCGUACAACCUCGUCCGUCAACUUCGAUACCUUCUUGGCUUCUCGAGGCUACGACAUGUCCCCUCUUCUCAAAGAGUACGGAUAUUCCAUACAGAGUGGCACGUUCGAAGAGGGAGUCUUUCGUCUACUCUACUUCAUCCGCGAGGCUGGGUACGUGCUUCACCUUCGCCGGACCGACCCAUCGUUGAGUGGCUUCACUUUCCAGGACGGCCACAGAAGCCGAUUGAAAGCCCACCCAUCUCGCACUUUUCACGUUGCCGUUGCGAAGGGCGCCGGAAACGAAGGCUACAAAGAAGACUAUGAAGCGGUCAAAGAGUUUAGUAGAGCGUUAGGCUCAUGUGAUCACACACGCGACAUUCGUGUCAGGAUCCACACCCUUGCCUCCGCAGGACACAAGACCAGUCUAACGGUCCGCGCAGGUGAAUCAAAUGUCGAGUUUCAGCUUGACCGUGAGCAUGGGUCUGUUAUUGCGUCAGGCUGUUUGUUCUUGGGCAGGAACUGUGAAGAGGAUUACAACAGUUUCUGGGUCGAGGGCGAGUGGAAGCUCUGA